Molecule: messenger RNA, 1839 nt
Organism: Myotis brandtii (Brandt's bat)
Lineage: Eukaryota; Metazoa; Chordata; Mammalia; Chiroptera; Vespertilionidae
Gene: POC1A
Product: POC1 centriolar protein A
Exons: 11
Coding region: 184-1290 (368 amino acids)
Biological process (GO): cilium assembly
Cellular component (GO): ciliary basal body; centriole
Molecular function (GO): protein binding
Source: RefSeq, a predicted model, not a curated record
GGCCUUGGGCGGCGCCGUCCACAGGCCGCCUGGCCUGGCAAAGGUUGGAGCGGAGGCCGUGGAGCCGGCCCUACAGCUCUGCUUCCGGAGGACCCCUCGCUGGAGAGGCAUUUUAAGGGCCACCGAGAUGCAGUUACCUGUGUGGACUUCAGUCUCAACACGAAGCAUCUGGCCAGCGGCUCCAUGGAUUCCUGCCUCAUGGUCUGGCACAUGAAGCCCCAGUCGCGUGCCUACCGCUUCACGGGCCACAAGGACGCCGUCACCUCUGUGAACUUCUCCCCUUCUGGACACCUGCUGGCCUCGGGCUCCCGAGACAAGACUGUGCGCCUCUGGGUACCCAAUGUCAAAGGUGAGUCAACGGUGUUUCGUGCCCACACGGCCACAGUGAGGAGCGUCCAUUUCUGCAGCGAUGGCCAGUCCCUCGUGACAGCCUCCGACGACAAGACAGUCAAGGUGUGGUCGACCCAUCGCCAGAAGUUCCUGUUCUCCCUGAGCCAGCACAUCAACUGGGUCCGCUGUGCCAAGUUCUCCCCCGACGGGCGGCUCAUCGUGUCCGCCAGUGAUGACAAGACUGUCAAGCUGUGGGACAAGACCAGCCGGGAGUGUGUGCACUCGUACUGCGAGCACGGCGGCUUCGUCACCUACGUGGACUUCCACCCCAGCGGCACGUGCAUUGCGGCCGCCGGCAUGGACAACACGGUGAAGCUGUGGGACGUGCGGACCCACCGGCUCCUGCAGCACUAUCAGCUGCACAGUGCUGCGGUGAACGCCCUCUCCUUCCACCCGUCGGGAAACUACCUGAUCACAGCCUCCAGCGACUCGACCCUGAAGAUCCUGGACCUCAUGGAGGGCCGGCUGCUCUACACGCUCCAUGGGCACCAGGGUCCGGCCACCACUGUCGCCUUCUCCAGGACGGGGGAGUACUUCGCUUCUGGCGGCUCCGACGAGCAGGUGAUGGUCUGGAAGAGCAACUUUGAUGUUGCGGAUUAUGGAGACGUCACGAAAGGGCUGAGGCCUCCGGCCGCGCUGGCCAGCUCCUCCAGGAAUCUGCCAGAAGUGGACUUCCACGUCCCGGGCAGAGCCAGGAGCCAGGAGUCGGUGCAGAGCGCGCCGAGGGAGCCCGCCAGCACGCCGCAGGCGCUGACCAGCACGCUGGAGCACAUCGUGGGCCAGCUGGACGUCCUCACGCAGACGGUCUGCAUCCUGGAGCAGCGGCUGACGCUGACGGAGGACAAGCUGAAGCAGUGCCUGGAGAACCAGCAGCUAAUCAUGCAGAGAGUGACACCGUGAUCGGGGGUGGAAUCAGGAGCCGGUUGAUUCGGGGGAUGGUGGGCCGGGGUUUGUACUGUGGGACUCGGGUAAAUAAACGGGGUUCAACUCUGCAGGAAUCAGGUCCGCCCAAGCCCAGGGUCGUGCCUCUGCCCACCCUGCUGCCCGCCCCUGGAGGCCCCGCCUGGCCAUGGACGCCCGUCGACACGGCGCAGUGCCCAGGCAUGAGGGACACGUCCGGUUCCGUGGAGGAGCCACUUGGAAAUGUUUGCUGCUUCGGAGCUGUCCUGAGAGCCCAGCUCCCUGAGGAGUGGCCCCAAGCCCCCCGGCUCCCUCGGCUUACGGGGCCUGUCCUUCUCUCUGCCAUGUGCCCACUGUUCCCGCCAUCAGCCUAGACGUGGAUCCUGGGUGGGUGAGCCUGAGUCUUCUCUGACUCGGACGGACGCCUGUGCGGCCCCAUCUGACGCAGCGGGUCCAGGGACAAGCACGCUGGCCUUGCGGUGGCUUUGAUUUCUCCCUCUGUGUGCACCAGGGCAAAUGAAUCUGAAAAUUAAAGCGGACUUUACUGAG